Theobroma cacao (cacao) is the source of this 939-nucleotide messenger RNA. Lineage: Eukaryota; Viridiplantae; Streptophyta; Magnoliopsida; Malvales; Malvaceae. The record is from RefSeq and is a predicted model, not a curated record.
AUGUUAGCCAACACGGGGCUACCUCUGGAAUUCCUUCAAACCGUCAUUGUUCCCGAUGUCUUGUCUUUUGCAUGGGAGACUGAUGCUGAUCCUGAAAACCUUGGAUGUAAAAUAAUAAAGUUGCUUGUGGAACUACUAGUAGAGGAAACCGACGAUGAGGGUGAUGAUCAGCAAGGAGAUGAGUCUGCUCUUCCUCCUAUAAUCCCACCUUCUAGUGAACAUAUCAGCGAUGAUGGAGUUUAUCUUCUUGAGAAUGGUGAGGAUGCUUUAAUAUAUUUUGGGAGCUCAGUGGAUUCAAGUAUAUUGCAACAAAUUUUGGGCUUUACCUCAGUUGAUGAAGUCCCCACUCAGUUGGAGUUUCAUUACGCUUCACGUCUCAACUUGGAAACAACGUCCAUAGAAACUCAAUCUGUAAUGUGUCCUAGUGACAUGCUUUUAUCUGAAGAGCACGGUCCAGACAUUCUACUUUCAAUAUUGUCACCCAACUCGGCUAUACCUCUGGAAACUCUUCAAACCGUCAUUGUUCCCGGUGUCUUAUCUUUUGCACGGCAGGUUGAGGCUGAUCCUGUUAACCUUGGACGUAAAAUAAUAAAAUUUGGUGUGGAAAUAUUCCUUCCAGAACCUGAUGAUGAGGUGAUUGAUGACUCAUUGAGUACAUUGAAUUUCAAGCCUGCUAGUCGGUCAUCUAUUCAAGCUCUGAAAAGGAUGAAAUUGGGUGACGAUGAAGAUCAUCUCUUACCAUUCAAAAAGAGAAGAAGGCUUGACGGUUUGACUUCAAGUACUUCAGAGAAAGAAUGUAGUAUCUGUUUGGACGAGAUUUCGGACAGUGAAGAGGUUGCGUUGAUGCCUUGCGGACAUGUUUACCACGAUGGUUGCAUCGUUAGGUGGUUGGAGACGAGUCACUUGUGUCCACUGUGUCGAUACAAGAUGCCAAGUUGA